AUGGGGGGAGGCGCGCGGGAGGCUGCGGACGAAGGCGGGGGAGUGGCGGUUGCGCGGAGCGGCGACGGGUCGCGGGCGGGGAGUGCUGACGUAUUCGCAGAGAGCAGCGGUUUUAAAGACAGGAGGGAAGCGCUAGGCGCAGCGGAGCGCGGGGGUUUUGGGGUCGUCGGUUUAGCGCUGUGUGUUGGGAGGGGGGAUGGGAUGAAGGAUGAAGGGCAGGAGGAGGAGCAUGAUAUAGAGGGAGAUGGUAAGGAGGAUGAAGGGGCUUUAUGCGACGGGAGGGAAGAAGAAGCGGUUGGAAGGGAGGAAGGGGGAGGGGCGCUUGUGCGGGGCUGUGGCGGAAGCAGGUUGGCGGAAGGUAGUGCGGAGGACGAGGGGGAGUGGGGGAGUGAGUACCCUGGCGGGGGAGGUGUCUCGAGAGACAGUCAUGGGUAUGAGCCGACGGCGCGAGGGCAAGGGGACGGGCGGGAUGCAGAGAGGGGAGGGGGGGGUAACGAUGGGGAGGCAGAAGAGGCGGCGGCUGGCUCACGUCCUGACUGUCAGACUGUUCCUGCCGUAGCUCCUGCCGCUCCUGCCGCUCCUGCCGCUGCUGGUCGUGCUGCUGGUGGUGGUGCUUGUGGUGGUGGUCGAGAUGGUGUCGCGGAAGAGAUAACGGUAACCCCAGCAGCUACUGCGUCUGUGGCGGCGGCAGCGGCGGCGGUGGCGAGUGCGAGUGCGGAAGCCUCGGUACCCAGCACAGGUGCGGAAGUGGCUGCAGUAGUGGCGGCGACUUGCGCAGCACAGGCGGAGGGUGCGAACGAGAGAGAAGGGGGAGGAAGACGGGGGAGGGAAACGGGAAGGGAGAGGGAAAGGGAGAGGGAGAGGGGUGCAGCGGGCAAGAGAGCGAGGGCGUUUUCAGGAGGCCUGUGGGGAGAGACGCAGGCGGAGGCUCACCAUGGGAUGCAGGGCGACGGGCGAGAGGGCAAGCGACUGAGAGAGACAGCGGCCGCGGAGGAGGGGGCGCGGAGUGGGGUUGCGGGGGAGCGGGAGGAGCGGGAGGAGCGGGCGGGACUGGUGGUGGGUGGGGCAGGUGCGGCGGGGAGAGAAGGGACGGAGCUGGUUGGCUGGAAGGCGAAGGGGGGAGAGGAGGGGGAGGGGGAGGAGAGCGGGAGGGGGGAUGGAGAGCAGGGGGCAAGGGGGGGCGAGCAAGGCGCAGGGGAGGGAGAGCGGGGACUGGAGGGGGAGGUGGGGAAGGAUGUGGUGGAUGGGAUGGACGUGGAUGAUUCAAGGGCUGUGGGCGGUGGAGGCGUGGAGGAGAGAGAUGGAGGUCUGGAGAGAGAUGGAGGUGUGGAGAGAGAUGGAGGUGUGGAGAGAGAUGAAGGUGUGGAGAGAGAUGAAGGUGUGGAGAGAGAUGAAGGUGUGGAGAGAGAUAGAGGUGUGGAGAGAGAUAGAGGUGUGGAGAGAGAUGCAGGGGAGAAGAGGGGGGGAGGAGCUGAAGCAGAGGGGACUAUGGCAGGGGCGGAGGAAGGAGGGGGGAGGGAAGGGAGCGGCGAGGGAGGAGAGAAAGAGGAGGGGUGUCAAGGUGAGGAUGGCGGGAUGAUGGGCGCAGAGGCAACUCCACAAGACGUAGAGACGACUGUUGAGGCGCCUCAAAACUCGAUGCCUGCGGAUGAAGAUCGAAGUAAGGAUGGCGGGGUGACGAGCGCGGAAUCGACUCCAUGGGACGACAUAGCGGCGACUGUUGAGGUUGAGGUGCCUCAAAACUCGAUGCCUGCGAGAGAAGAUCGAAGUAAGGAUGGCGGGGUGAUGGGGGCAGAGGCAAUACCACGAGACAUGAGGGCGGAAGCGGGUGUUGCUGGAGCAAGGGCACAUGAAGGAGGGACAACAGAGGGAGCAACAAAGGGAGCAGCAGGGGGAGCAGAAGAAGGAACGGCAAGAGCAGCAGAGGCAUGCGUUGUGGAGAAGCGUAUUGAGGAGGAGAGGGAAGUGCCGGUGGUUGGGGCGAGAGAGGCAGUUAUUGCUACCUCCGGUGCCGCACCUGGCAUGUCACGGGAGAAUGAAGGGUUUGCCAUGGGGAAAGAUGAUGUGCAGGGUGACGCGACUUUACAGUGGACUCAAAAGUCACGGGAGAGUGGAGGGGUUUCCAUGGGGAAAGAUGGUGUGCAGGGUGAGAAAGGAGGGAGGGAGGAGGAGAGUGCAGGGGACGUUGUGGGGAGCGGUGGUGGGUGCGAGGCGGGGAGAGGAGGGGAAGCUUCUUGUGCUGCUGCCGCUGGUGAUGGUGCUGAAGGUUGCAGUGAGCAACAAGUAAAAGUGCAAGCAGAGGUGCAAGCAGAGGCGCGGAGGGAACAGGCAACCGAGGAGGCUGCUCCCAUGCCUGCUGAUGCAACCCUAGCAGCACAAGCACCAGCAGCGGCUGCUGGAGGUACAGAGGGUGCACGCACUCACACGCAAGUGGCACCUGCUGGUGCCGCAGAGAUGGUGGGGGUGGGCAGGGCAGAGUUGCUCUCACAGCUGCAACUGCAGCAGCGGCAGCAGCAGCAGCAGCAGCACCAGCUGCAACAGCAGCACCGGCAUUGGCUCGAAACGAACCUCCAGAUGGCCCUGCCCGGCCUGCCCCCCUCCGCCUCCUCCCCCAACGGGCUCUUCGCCUAUGCUCCUCCUCCCGCCGCACCCCCUGCCUUCCCCACCUCUGCCUCCUCCCCCACCCAACCCUCCACUGCUGCUGCCGCUGCUGGGGAGGCUGGGUUCUUCAACCCUCCAGACCCUGCGGUGGGGAGCUUGGGCGGGGUGGGUGGCGGUAGUGGCAGUGGUGGUGGUGCUGCUGCUGCUCCUCAGCUAUUGUUGUUGGAGGGACAGGUGGUGGAUGGAGCAAAGGGGCACCAGGGUGUAGGUCCUCUGUCGCCUGUUUCUUCCCCUGAGCAGCAGCAGCAGCAGCACCAGCCGCAACAGCAGCAGCAGCAGCAGCAGCAGCAGCAGCAGCAGCAGCAGCAGCAGCAGCAGCAGCAGCAGCAGCAGCAGCAGCAGCAGCAGCAGCAGCAGCAGCAGCAGCAGCAGCAGCAGCAGCAGCAGCAGCAGCAGCAGCAGCAGCAGCAGCAGCAGCAGCAGCAGCAGCAGCAGCAGCAGCAGCAGCAGCAGCAGCAGCAGCAGCAGCAGCAGCAGCAGCAGCAGCAGCAGCAGCAGCAGCAGCAGCAGCAGCAGCAGCAGCAGCAGCAGCAGCAGCAGCAGCAGCAGCAGCAGCAGCAGCAGCAGCAGCAGCAGCAGCAGCAGCAGCAGCAGCAGCAGCAGCAGCAGCAGCAGCAGCAGCAGCAGCAGCAGCAGCAGCAGCAGCAGCAGCAGCAGCAGCAACAGCAACAAAUGCAGCAACAGCAACAAAUGCUGCAGCAGCAGCAGCAACAGACAAACUUUUUUAAUUCCUCUCUCGCCUCUGGACCCUCGCUUCCUCCUCUUGCUCCUCCCUCCACCCACUCUGCCUUCCUCUCUUCCCACUGGGCCUUAGCAGCAGCGGCGGCUGCUGCUGCGCCAAAUCCGCCCCCUGCUACUGCUCCUUUUGCAACUACACCAGGACAAGCCCAAGCACCAGUGCCCAUGCAAGUGCCAGUGCCAUCAGUAGUGCCAGUGCCAGUGCCGGUGCCCCUCUCCGUCCCCAGGCCUAUGGACAUUCCCCCUCAGUUCGUGCACAUUCACACAGCAGCGGCCGCUGCAGCAGCAGCAGCAGCGGCAGCAGCAGCAGGUGGAGCAGGAGCUCCCGCGUGGCUCACAUCCUCUGCAAUCCGACCAGUGGCCACUAAUGCACCUCCGGGAACCUCUGGCUCUCCCUGGGUUGGGGCCACGGCUGUCAGAGAGGGGCCAAGGGAGGGAGGGGUUUCUGCCAUGGGGGGGCAGUCUUGGGACUCAACUCACCCCCCCUCAGCAGCAGCAGCAGCAGCAGCAGCAGCAGCAGCAGCAGCAGCAGCAGCAGCAGCAGCAGUGGCAGCAGGGAGUGAACCAGGUGUUGGGUGA
Molecule: messenger RNA, 3978 nt
Organism: Closterium sp. Naga37s-1
Lineage: Eukaryota; Viridiplantae; Streptophyta; Zygnematophyceae; Desmidiales; Closteriaceae
Source: the annotation of a GenBank genome assembly